Molecule: messenger RNA, 3012 nt
Organism: Penicillium verhagenii
Lineage: Eukaryota; Fungi; Ascomycota; Eurotiomycetes; Eurotiales; Aspergillaceae
Product: formin-mediated actin nucleation enhancer
Exons: 2
Coding region: 1-3012 (1003 amino acids)
Biological process (GO): establishment of cell polarity
Cellular component (GO): cell tip; cytoplasm
Molecular function (GO): cytoskeletal regulatory protein binding
Source: RefSeq, a predicted model, not a curated record
AUGGCCUCAACCUCUGGUCGCAGCUCAUCGGCCUCUGGCCGUUCCCAAUCCGCAAAGGGUGUGCCCGAUAAACAAAUCUCUCAGAUCGAAAAGAGUGUGACACAUCUGCUUGUAGCAACCAAGCAGCUACUUGAAACCCUGACUCAGUGGUCUCGCAAACAAGCUUCUGAAACGGAUGUCUCCGAUGUAUAUGUGCGCCUGGGCUAUGAGUUCAAUCUAGCCUGCCGUGCUUUCAAUGCUAUCGGCGUUGAAACUUCCGAUCUAGGCCCGGUUCCGGACGUUUUGCGCACCAUUUUAGAGGAUACAUUAAGCCAAGAUGCCUCUUCGCAAAGCCUCGACCGAUACCUACCCCAAAUUCGCGACAUCAUUAUCAACCUUCUCCAUGGCUUGAAGAAAAAGCAGGCGCGUCUUCGAUCACGACAUCAGCGGGAGGAUGGGCGAGGACUUCCGGGGAGACAGGCUAGCGCGGGAAGCAUUUCCAGCAGCGCCUCCGCAAUAGGCCAGCUCUACGAUGAAACAGCGGCAUCUACCAUGCCCCAGUCGAAUGUACCAUCCCCGAAACGGCCAGCUCGUCGAUAUGGUAGCAAUGGGUCUUUGGAAGAGGUUCAGGCCACCCGUCAUGCAUCACCACCGGUACCAGGAGAUCCACGGAGUUUUUCGGAACGGGACGCGUCAAGACGUGAGGCCCAACAGAUGCUCAGCCAGCCACCCCAGGGGGGUGAAUUGAUUUCUCAAAGUACCUCGCCUUCAGCCCCUCCAGAUUUCCCGGCCCCGCCGCCACCUCCAAAGGAAGAUGACGCGCUAGGUGCUUUACAGCGAAGUGGGGAACUAGAACGACGAGCCUCCCGGCGGUUCUCUGCCUACCAAAUCCAAAAGCAUCUAGGGACAUCCUCGAAUGGGGUACCAGUUCUGCCCACUCAAAACUCCCCAAUUCCUAACCGGGGACGGGACGUCCGCGAAUCUCUCAAUGCGGUCCGUCUGCGUGGAUCGUACACCCACUCCCGGCAGCGGUCUUCAAAUAGAUUACAAGAGACUGCCAAAGCUCCGCAGCCAGGGGCUGGCGUUCCCCAGGUGGUGGAGGAGGAAGAGCGCAGUGAGCCAUCUACUCAAGUGGCCGAAGAACCUGAAAACGACGAAACCCCUCGGCCUUUGGAUCAAAAGCCCGAACCGCCCGCAAAGGAUGAUGUCGAAGUUCCAAAAGAACAAGCCGCAACCCCCAGCUUCCCGCGACCACCCAAGGGACCGUCACUUGAUGAGGCUUUUGAUCCAGAGAAGAUCCCUUCUCCUAUUACAGAGAAACGCCCGGAAACACCAAAGGUAGCCCGGCUACUUCCAGCUGACAUUGCCACGCCUCCUUCGGUCGCCCAAUACGCAACAGAACAGCCUUCUCCAGGCAAAGAAUUGACUCUCUUCCUGCAGUACAAAAGCAAAAUUAAAAAGUUUGUGUUGCCAGACGGCAUUGCAGAUCUUACUAUUGGACGUCUGCAGUUGGCAUUUAUUGAGAAGUUUGCCUGGAAUACUCAUAACAAUGGCGCGGAUCUACCUGAAAUCUACAUUCAGGAUCCAAUUUCUGGAAUCCGACAUGAAUUGGAAGAUUUGGUCGACGUCAAGGACCGCUCAGUUCUUGUUCUGAAUAUGGAUAGCCUCGACGAGGUCAAGAAACAUUUUGAUGAGAGCCUUGGAGGCGUUCGGACCUUGGUUGAAAGUGUGAAGGAGGCUCUCGCUGGCCAAGGAACCGUCAUCCAAUUAGUUCAGGCUCGCCAGCUUGAGGCGGCCAAGGAAAUGGCCCGUUUGGCAGCUGCUCCGCCAGCAUCUGCGCCCGCUCCUGCCAGCGGUGCUUCUAAGGGGCUGAUAUCUGCAAGCGGAAGCCAACUCGCAGAACUACAAAGCUUGCGUCGCGAUCUCGCCGUCCUGCGUCAAACGUACUCGAACUUUACAUCUGAUGUCACCAGCUCAAUGAGCGCAGUUCGUACCAAAGCAAGCCAGGUUAAGACCGCUGCCGAGGAUGUUACCAUCCCAACCUACGCGGGAGAUGCCGGCCGUGCACGAGUUCAGACUGGCAAGAAGGAGCUUGGGGAUGAAUCGGAACGUCUUGUUGCACGAGUGGAUGACCUCCAAGACCUAGUCGAGGAUCUGCGGAAGGAUGUUGUUACACGGGGUGUUCGACCUCUUCCCAGACAGCUGGAGGGUGUUAGUCGUGAUAUCAGCAACGUAAUGAAGGAGAUCAAGAAGAUGCAAGACUUCCUUGGCCGCGAGAAGCCCAUUUGGACCAAAAUUUGGGAGAAAGAAUUGCAGUUGGUCUGCGAAGAGCGGGAUCAACUCACCAUGCAAGAGGACCUUGCUGCGGAUCUACAAGAUGACCUUGAGAAGGCGGCCCAGACUUUCGCCUUGGUGGAACAAGCAACCAAAGAACAAGCCAUGGAGAAGACCAACGGUGGCGGCGUUGUUGGCGCAGUUUCUUUGCGAGCUCCUUCGCGUACGCUUGGGAUCGAUCCCACAGUCGAUCCGAUGAAGGCCAAGGAUGGCGUUUUAGGCGAGGUUCGCGCGCUACAGCCCAACCACGAAAGUCGUCUUGAAGCUAUCGAGCGAUCUGAGAAGGCCCGUGCAAAGGAACUUGAGACUCGGCGCAUCGGUCUGUUCCAAAAGGAACUCGGUAACUUUGUGCAAGAGGGCAAGUUGAAGAAGAGCGGUGGUGUAGAGGAGGCGGAACGACUUCGCACCGCCAAGGAUGAUCGGAUUCGAAAGGAAGUCUGGGACAGGCAGCAGGCUCGCAACGCUGAGAUGGAGAAGGCAGAGGCCGAAGCCGCUGCAGCAGCGGCGGCGGCCACCAUCCCGGACGAAGAAACCCCCAGCGCAGAGACGGACUCUAGUGAGCAAGCGCCAGAGGAAGAUACUAAAGAUGAGUCCCUCCCGAGUGACAAUGAUACCCCAGGAAGUGAGGAGGUGAACCCCGAUGAGUCCACAGAGCCUGAGCACGCACCUGAACACGCACCCGAGCCCGAUUCUAUCUAA